AUUAAAUGUUAGAUAACUUUACAUACUUAUAACCUCAAUGUUAUUUACUUUCUCUAGUUGUCACAAUGACACUUGUGCUGUACCGAAAAAACUAAAAAUGUAAAUAUUUCAAUCCCAACAAUAAAUUCAAAGUAAUAUGGAUAAAUUUAAAGUCGAAUGUAAGAGAAUUUGCGUGUGGGAGGACAAAAACCCUCUGAAAUGCGUGAAAUUAACGAUAAACACCAAACUGUUUAAAACUACCGACACCUUACUGGAGCACAUUACCGAAAAGUUGAACACUAACAAGGCGAUACUGAGUUUGAUCAAUCUGGACACCAAAGAACCUGUAGAACUGAUAGACGAUCUAGAGGAGGGGGGGAAAUACGUUGGGGCGGAAAAUAGGGAAGGCACUUUCAACGAGAACAUUAAGUACGAAACUGAAUCAGAACGCAAGUUGAAAAUAGAGAAGAAAAAGGAAUACUCGCUGUAUCAGCAAGGAGACUCGGACUACAAGGACCAUGACUUCCUCAACUUCACGAAAAAGUACCUCAAAACAAUAAUUUUCGUGCUUAUAAAUGGGCGCGAAAGACAAGCUGGUAAAAAGUUCGUUUUCACCAGAGAAGAUUUGGAGGGAAAGUGGCAAAUAAUUUUGAAUUACAUCGCUCAUUUCCUGAAUAUCGUUGGUGGACUGGAAGGUCUGUAUACGUUAUGUGGUGACAAGGUUUGCGGCAGUUGGGAGCUACAACAUGGUUCUGCGUACGUAGCGGUAAAAUACCACGAGAAAUUUAAGAAGAUGGACUACCUUGAAGUUUAUAAUAACUUCUUUCCCAAAAAAUCUAGCUACAUUGUGGAUAUCAAGGCAGUGUCUGGACCUAGCUCUUUCGUGGUCAAAAGAGGAAGAUCAAUUUUGUGUUUCAAUAAAGUCCGAAAACGUAAAAACGCACAUUUAACGAAACCUUUUCAUAAUUAUUUUACCCACAGGACUAUCGUCAAAGUGCAAAGACAAAUCUAACAUGUUGGUCGACAGUAAGACAACUCCAACAAGAAGAACCAAAGCUGUAAAACCUAGCAAUGAGUCCAAAAGACGUGGCCUAAAUGAAGGGAGUUCCAAGGACAGACGAACUCUUGAUAGAAAGAAUAAUAAAGGAGGUGCUAAAUCUCCGGAUAAAGGAUAUUUAGAUAAAAAUAAAGGAGAUAUACCUUCGAAAUCCAAAGGUGAAUGCCGAUGUCAAAAUGCGAGUGACGAAGAGGAGCAAACACCACCACCAGUUAAUACAAAAAAAAGUAAAAAGGAUGAUCGCAAUGAAGGAAGAAGUUCCAUUGGCAGACGAAGUUCUUUUGACAGAAGAAAUAACAAAAAUAAAGGAAAUAUACCUUCAAAAUCCAAGGUGAAGGUCACGAUCAGGGUGACGAAGGGGUAUUAGAGCAAACACCAGAGCCAGUUAAUCAAAACAAAAGUAAUAAUAGAGAGGUUCGCAAUAAAGGGAAACAAAGUCCACUCGAUAGAAGGACAAAGUUGGACAAAGGAUCCCCUGAAUGUGGAUGUGUAAGUGACGAAGAUCUGAACCCAAGAAAAACGGGUAUUACUGCUUCCUCACACGACGUGUUCAAACAAACUCCGAACCCGGCUGACAAACAUAAAAGGAGCGUCUCUAUAACGUCUCAAACCUCGAAACAACCGAGCGUUUGCAGCGACGACACCUGCGAAGUUCUGCAAGACAAACCCUCGAACAGUAACAAUAAAGGUACCAAGAAGAAAUCAACGAAGAAAGAUCUCGGUUCGGGAAGAGAACAACUCGAAACCAAAAAAGUACAAGAGGAGAGUCAGCGAUACCAGAAAUUUGGACGCCCCGAAACCCGCGAAGAAAAACGGGAAGAAGAUGAAGAAUGGGGGUAAAAAAUCGAAGAAAACUGCUGAUAAAAUUGAGAAUACGUCGGACAAUGAAGAUUACGAUAACCAGAGACCUGCUGAUGGCCGUAGUCGAUAGCAACACAAGAAGAAACUCUAGGUUGAGCGUAGCAACGAAUUCCUGUGGGUGUAACACAGAAACAGAAGAAGAAUCGCCGGUAAGAAACCGAAGACCAUCUUUGGAUAAAAAUGUGACGACCAAUCAAAUUGACAGCAGUUGUUCGACGGAGGAUAACGAUUUAGACAAAAUGAAAGAUGUGACUGAUAGCUCGUGUCAAAGUACUGCGGAUGAAAAUAAACCAACGUGAAAAAAUAAGGGAUAUAAAUAACUGCAAAUGUUGCGGAUGUAAAACAAUGGACACCAAUGAUAUUGGAAUGUCUACUGAUGACGAAGAAUGUGAAAAUAUUGCUUCCAAAAAGCCUGUUGAUGAAAGGGUUCAAAAUAAACAAAACAACGAUACAAUGAAUAAAAAUACUAAUACUGAAUUGAGCAAGUCAGAAAAUCAAAAUAACGAAACUGAACACAAAAUAUGCAAAUGUGCUUGUUAUUGUUCGGGCACACGCGAACCGAAAGUUAACAAAAAACGUGGUUCAAGAUCUUCCAUAAGGAGUUCACGUUCUCAGGAUAGUAGGCGUAGUAACCCUGAAUUAAACCAACAAAAUUCAGAAGAAGAACAAGAAUCAAGCCGAAAACAAAAUGCAGAAGACGAACGAGAAUCAAGUCCAAAACGAGAGAAUUUUUACGAAAAUAAAAAACAAGAUUCUCGAUCGGGAAGACCCAAGGAUAUCUCUAGAGGACCUUCAAAAACCCAAAAAGAGAAAAAAAUGCCCAGAAGAAACAGUAUGGAACCCAAAAAAGAAGAAAAAGAGUUCAACCACAAUGCUGAAAGAAAAAGAGAUAAUAAUAUUACAGGGGAAAAGAAAAAAGAAAAACUUGCUUCAAAGAAAAGACGUAAAAGCCUGAAUCAAGAUACAAAAAAACCUGACGAACCAUCGAAUCCACCAUCUGAACCUGCAAAUAACAAAAACAGUCCACCUAAAAAAGGUUUCUCAGAUAAAAAGUUACCAAAACCUGAGGAAACAUCGAAUUCACCACCUGAGCUUGCAAAUAACAAAAACAGUCCACCUAAAAAAGGUUUAUCAGAUAAAAAGUUGGCAAAACCUGAGGAAACAUCGAAUUCACCACCUGAAGCUGAAAAGUACAAAAAUAUUCCACUCAAAAAAAGUUUCGUAGAUAAAAAGGUAACGAAACAAGGAAGCAGAACCUCACAGAAAAUGAACAGUGAAAUAAUACGACAAACAUUAAAAUCAUCCGAAAAGAAGGAAUCUCGAAAAGAUGUUAAAGUGAAAAAACAAUCGUCAAAAGUGAAGCAGGCUAGGAGGAGCAAAAGCAAUGUUGAAGAUCGCAACACAGCUGAUCAUUUUGAUGGUCCUCCCGAUCCGGAAACACUAAUGCAACUGAUGGAAACUCGUAGACCAUCUGUAGGUCACAAAACCCUCUCAGAAAACAUAAAGACUGAUAUGCAGAACAACCUGUCCAUAAAAAACGAGAUAGAAAAUGCGCAACAUUUGAAACAAUGCAAGAAGCAAUGUAGAGGGCUAUGUCAAACGAAAAA
Messenger RNA from Brassicogethes aeneus, 3504 nucleotides. The record is from the annotation of a GenBank genome assembly. NCBI's taxonomy places the organism in Eukaryota, Metazoa, Arthropoda, Insecta, Coleoptera, Nitidulidae.